Molecule: messenger RNA, 2022 nt
Organism: Lacerta agilis (Sand lizard)
Lineage: Eukaryota; Metazoa; Chordata; Lepidosauria; Squamata; Lacertidae
Gene: CTDSPL
Product: CTD small phosphatase like
Exons: 8
Coding region: 433-1440 (335 amino acids)
Molecular function (GO): RNA polymerase II CTD heptapeptide repeat phosphatase activity
Source: RefSeq, a predicted model, not a curated record
ACGGUUUGGGGGGGUUACAUGUAGGGUGUUUUGAAUUGGGUUUUUGGGGGGAGGGGUAAUACAAAGCCUUGGCUUUGGGGUGAGGAGUGUGAGUGGGGUGUUGUUUUUUUUAGGGAUCAGCUCAGGGCAGCCAUUUAGGAGGCACAGGACAAAUCGGGGGUUCUUGAGGGGGUGCGAAGGUGAGCCGCCGUCAAGAUCCCGUAUCUGUAUUUUCUCUACUGCUGUCCUGAGGUUGCUGUUCAGGCGGGUAUUUUUGUGCCUGGAGUAGGGAUUUGGAGUGGCACUGGUUUUUUUCUUUAACUCAAGAGUGGGACAGGGUUUUGCUAUAGGUGGGGUAGUCUUUAGAUUUGGGGUUCCCUCCCCUCCAUCUUUUUUGACUCCCUCCAUUCUUUGAAGAAGGAAAGAGGACAAGGCACUACAGAAGAGACCUGUAUGCGUGCUGCCUUCUAUAACAAUUUUUUUUUCUGGCUUCGUUCCUGGAGGAGUUCUUUUUUCACACAUAAGUCUGCCUCUAGAUUUCCUAAAAGGAAAACGAAUAAAAAGGAACCCAUAAACGCACAUCGAACCUGCCUCUGGGAGGGAAAUAGCCAGGUGAAAACGCACUCUGUUUCCAUGGACAACCCGUCCAUUAUCACCCAGGUGACUAACCCCAAAGAGGAAGAAAUCCUGUCUUGCUCUCAGGAUAAAGUGUCCCAAUGUAAUCUCAGUUUGAAGAAGCAGAGGAGUCGAAGCAUCUUUAGCACUUUGUUCUGCUGCUUUCGUGACUACAAUGUUGAGCCACCAUCUACCAACAGCACCAGUGUCCUUCCUCCAUUGGUGGAAGAAAAUGGCGGACUUCAGAAGGGUGACCAGAUGCAGGUCAUUCCCAUACCAAGUCCACCAGCUAAAUACCUCCUGCCAGAAAUGACAAUAUCUGAUUAUGGAAAGAAAUGUGUGGUUAUUGAUCUAGAUGAAACACUGGUGCACAGUUCAUUUAAGCCAAUUAGCAAUGCAGAUUUCAUUGUUCCCGUUGAAAUUGAUGGAACUAUACAUCAGGUUUAUGUAUUAAAGCGGCCACACGUGGACGAGUUCCUCCAGAGGAUGGGAGAGCUCUUUGAAUGUGUGCUAUUCACAGCCAGUCUAGCAAAGUAUGCAGACCCAGUGGCAGACUUGUUGGAUCGCUGGGGCGUGUUCAGAGCUCGGCUCUUCAGAGAAUCCUGCGUUUUCCACAGAGGGAAUUACGUGAAGGAUCUAAGCCGGCUUGGGCGGGAGCUGAGCAAAGUUAUUAUAGUGGAUAACUCCCCUGCGUCUUACAUCUUCCAUCCUGAAAAUGCAGUGCCUGUGCAGUCGUGGUUUGAUGACAUGACAGACACAGAAUUGUUAGACCUCAUUCCUUUCUUUGAAGGACUAAGCAAAGAGGAGGAAGUCUACACUAUGCUCCAUAAACUCUGCAACAGGUAGCCCUGCAAGGCCACGCCUCUGCUUGACCGUAGCCGCUCCAGGACAGCCAAUCCCAGCGCAGCACCUCAGAGAGGCUGCUCGAGUUGUCAAGAGUAACGAUGCUCUCGAUCUCCCUCUUAACUUGCUGUGCACGAAGGACAAUCAUGAAUUGAUGCGACUUAAAUCAUGGGAAUAUUGAUGCCGUAAAAGCGACGAGACUACUUGGAGAGAAAGAAAAUUUAAAAAGAAGCCAUUUUGAAUGGGGACUGUUUUAAUGAAUUUCAUAAAUGGACACAAUUUACAGGAUCCACUUUUUUUCUUAAAAACAUGCCAAAUAUAUAUAUAUAUAUAUAUUGAAAGCUUGAUGUUUCAGCAAGUCGACUGGACCCUUUUCCCCCACCCAAACCCUCCUGCUAUGCAGACCAUUUUUCCCACCCUGCCCUGCUUAUAAGAGCAGUUGACCUGACUCUGAACUUGUCUUUCUUCCACGAUGAAGUGCCUUUUUGAAUGUUGUUUCCAGAUUUUAAAAAAGAGACAUUUUUGUAUCAAGGCGUAUUUCCAGGCAUCUUUUAGUCUUGUAUUGUUCAAAUGCUUUAAGAAGAA